Syngnathoides biaculeatus (alligator pipefish) is the source of this 1584-nucleotide messenger RNA. RefSeq names its product methionine sulfoxide reductase B3 (gene msrb3). Gene Ontology annotation, biological process: response to oxidative stress; protein repair. The transcript is spliced from 8 exons. The record is from RefSeq and is a predicted model, not a curated record. NCBI's taxonomy places the organism in Eukaryota, Metazoa, Chordata, Actinopteri, Syngnathiformes, Syngnathidae. The coding region runs from base 633 to 1181 and encodes 182 amino acids. Gene Ontology annotation, molecular function: peptide-methionine (R)-S-oxide reductase activity. Gene Ontology annotation, cellular component: cytoplasm.
AGCCAAGUAAUAAACGAUGCAAUUUCAUCUCAUUCAAAUUCAUAUAUUUUGGAUUUGUACACUACGUAUUGCCACGUACAGGAUUGCACACGGUUGCGUUUGAAAUAAAGUUUCACAAAGAAAAUAAUUGGGUCGUGACCAUAAAUGGAAACGUCCAGCAAUCGAGCUGUUUGCAUAGCUGGAAGUGUCGCGGGACGCGUUCCCGAGCUUGUCCCGCUUGUGUGUCUGUCCCAUCCCCGGCUCAUGUUGCAGCCUGUUGUCACCGGGAGACUGUCACUCGCUGAUCGUCGUCACUUUUCUCUCUCCGUCGCCUUCCUGCUGCUACUCCCCGCUGGUAUGUAACAGCAUGUUAAUUACGGAGUAACAAUGGCGAAUGUAAGUGCAAAUUUACUCUUAAGUGCACGGCUGCUUCGAAAUGAUGACUUGCAUUUUAGGCGAGCGACUUGAAUGUGUGACUAUCUCAUGGCUGCCCCGCUCCGACGUGGGCUCUCCCUGGCCUCGCGGCUUGUCUUUGGGCAAGGCAGCAGCUCGGUCUGCCACCCUGCGGUGUCCGCCGUUCUGCUAGCUGUUAAGCGCUGCUGAGGAGGGCGUUUUGGUUCUAGUGGUGGUUGGAGCGUCUCUCUUCAGCAGCCAUGUCGGGCUUCAAUCUGCUCCAUCUAAUAAGCAAGAGUCAGCCUGUGACUCUGAGGUCCUGCAGUCUUCCCUCAGGAGCUGCCCGAAGCAAGAAGACAUGGCCGGUCACUUUCUCUCAGGAGGAGAUGAAGAAACGUCUCACGCCUAUGCAGUAUCAUGUGACCCAGGAACGAGGAACAGAAAGCGCCUUCACGGGAGAGUUCACGUACCACAAGGAAGAGGGAACGUACACGUGCGUCGUGUGCGGGGCGCCAUUGUUCAGUUCCAAAUCCAAAUUUGACUCCGGAUCAGGCUGGCCUUCCUUCUUUGACCUUGUGAAGCAGGAGUCCAUCGCCGUCGCAGAUGAUUUCUCCUACGGCAUGCAUCGAGUGGAGACCACCUGUAGUCAGUGCGGCGCCCACCUCGGCCACCUCUUCGACGACGGCCCCAAGCCCACCGGGAAACGUUACUGCAUCAACUCGGCCUCGCUGUCGUUCCAACCCAAAGACGGCGAGGGGGCCUCGGGCUCCGCCGACUCCUCGACGGCUGAGGGGAGGACGGAACUGUAGGAACACGGCAAGGCUCGCCCGGCGUGCGGGUUUGAUUUCUAUGUGUAAGAAUGUUGCAGUGUCAUCAAUUCACAACUUAGCGGCUAUUUUACCGGACGCACAAAAUAUUUUCACACGCAAACGUUACUGACCAAAAAUGAUCACGCUCAUGUUCACUAAUAAUAGAAUUUACUCACAGAUGGAUGAUGUCCUUUUUCACGGUUUAUUUUUAAUAUAGUAGAGUAUAUUUUGAGCGUACCUUUGAUGAUAUUUGAUGCUUUUAAGGUGUGAAUAUAGUUGUCAGGCAAAGUGUUUGGAUUGUUUGUGAGCACUAUUUUUGUAUUCCUUCCUAAAUUGAUUUUUUUUUCCCACAGCUUGAAAUGAUACAUUCAAUUGAAUAAUAAUAAUAAAAAAAAUCCCCACA